AUGAGACUGGACAAAUCGAUAGGAACAUGGCUGCUCUAUCUCCCAUGUACUUGGAGUAUCGCUCUGGCUUCUGACCCAGGAUGCCUUCCAAACUUGGGCAUGCUCACUUUAUUCGGCACAGGGGCACUGCUAAUGAGAGGGGCGGGCUGUACCAUCAAUGAUAUGUGGGAUAAAGAUUUUGAUAAGAAGGUGUCACGGACAGCAACUAGACCUAUUGCCUCAGGAGAGAUAUCUCGGUUUCAGGCACUUGUCUUUCUGGGUGGCCAGCUUUCUCUUGCUCUUGGAGUUCUGCUGUGUCUUAACAAUUACAGCAUAGUUCUUGGUGCUGCAUCUAUGGGGCUUGUGGUUACCUACCCACUUAUGAAAAGAAUAACCUAUUGGCCACAGUUGGUAUUAGGACUUACCUUCAACUGGGGAGCACUGCUUGGUUGGGCGGCCAUUAAAGGUGCAUGUGAUUGGUCAGUUUGUCUCCCACUGUAUUGUUCUGGAGUGAUGUGGACUCUAAUCUAUGACACCAUAUAUGCUCACCAGGACAAAGAGGAUGAUAUUAAAGUCGGGGUCAGGUCUACUGCACUGAGGUUCCAGAAUCAAACAAAGCCUUGGUUGAGUGGCUUUGGCGUCGCUAUGAUUUCAGGGCUUGUUCUUACCGGGAUUAAUGCAGGACAGACACUUCCUUAUUAUGCUGUGCUAUCGACCGUUGCUGUUCACUUGGCCCACCAGAUAUAUACACUUGACAUCAACAAACCAGAAGACUGCUGGAAGAAGUUUGUGUCCAAUAGAAACAUUGGAGUCUUGCUGUUUUUGGGCAUUGUAACAGGGCAUUUGUGGAAAUAA
Knipowitschia caucasica is the source of this 834-nucleotide messenger RNA. NCBI's taxonomy places the organism in Eukaryota, Metazoa, Chordata, Actinopteri, Gobiiformes, Gobiidae. The record is from the annotation of a GenBank genome assembly.